AGGACAACCAUCUAUACGGAUACUAGAGGCUGUAUGUUUACAACGUGUCGAUACUACAUCCAUGAGUUUAAACCAGUUUUCUAAGGAAUCAGUUAACCAAUCUAAUGGCAAACUUUUAAAACUAAAGAAGGUGGAAAUUAUAAAAAGUAAUGAGGAAGAUAUCAAUAAGAAGAAGAAAGGCAAAAUCUGGAGGGUCUUAAAAAAAGUUCAAAGAAAUCAUAAGACAUAUAGAGUAUAUAGAUGUGGGUGGUGUAAAUCUUUUCUUAGCAAAAAUGCAACGCAGUGUAUCAUGUGCCUUACCCACAAGCAAGGCAAGAUACAUUUCAAGUGUGGAAUAGGUGCUCGAAAGCAACAGAUAAAGUCAAGAAACAAAAAACAAAUAGAUAAAGAUGUAAAAACGGAUAAGUUGUGGAGAAUUUCAUGCGCGUAUAGAUACAAAGAUGACAAAGUGAUAUAUAAAGACAAAUGUGGCUGGUGUCAUUCAUUUUUGGCUAAGGAUGCAAAGCAGGGCCAUGUUUGUCUUAUAAGAAAAGAAAAGCGGGAAAAUGUCACGACUAACAGAAGUUUUCUCAAGAAAAAAUCUGUAUCUAAAACUGCGAAGUCACACUCAACAAGUGACUCAGUAGUCAAAGAUGUCACUAACCCUUAUCAAAAGUCAAGUACAGGAAAGUCAUCAAUGAGACAAGACUCAUCAGCUAAUAUACUAGAGAUCGGUAAUCUAAACAAAGACCCUGCAAAGAAAAGUGAACCAAAAUGCAAAUUGCGUAAGUCUGCUGUGAAAAAGGAUUCCCAAAUUAAAGUGUCCUACUAUACAUCAAGAACCGGGAAUAUUAUCAAAAUGUACAAAUGCUCUAAGUGCAGCCGUUUUUUGAAAAAUAACUCCAAAAAAUGCACCAGAUGCUCUGACCUUUUAAGAAGACGCCUCACUCAUCCUAAGAUUUCUUCUGAAAAAUCAAAAAUGAUUGCUGAGACUAAAAAGAACAAGCUCGUAUUAAAGUCCAUCCAGCCUAUUGGGGAAGAAGGACCAAACGAUGCUAUAUUCAAAUAUGUAGCAAAAUUAUGCAGAAUCUGUAAAAGAAUUGUCAAGAAACCAGAGGAAGAGUAUUGUUAUAAAUGCAGAGAGAAGAGUAGAUAUGAGAGGAUAUUAAAAGCAAUGAAGGCUGAGAAGAGUAAUGAAGAUGAUGCUGGAACAAAUACGAGUGAUGCGGUAGGACAUGGAAGCCCUGCUGAGAACGAAGCUUCUAGGUCUAAUGAGGCAAAGAAGGUAGUGAAGCUAUGCAGUAUUUGUAAGAGAAUAGUCAAAAAACCACAUGAAGAUUACUGUUAUAAAUGCAGGGAAAGGAGCGAAUACAAAGAUAUAUUGCGAGCAUUAAAAGCAAAUAAGGAGUUGCGACAAGCUAACGAUCCGAGUACUAUACCAGCAAAUGACGACAAGUUUGAGUUCGUAAAUGUUGAAGCACCAAGCACUGAAAAUGGCCGAGAGAACGUUCUUGAUGAAAAUAGUCAGAGCUUAGGCUCAUCUGCCAACAGAAAGGGUGAAAAUGAGGUUACAUAUAACGAAUAUGAAGAAGACGAAACUAAUUACAUAUCUUUGAAAGAUAUCGAAUUACUUACUGGUGAAUAGGCUCGUUAAAGAACUAUAAGAAAUACAUGGCUCAUCAAACUCUGAAGUAUAAUACACUUAUAUAUUUUAUUUAUCUGCCUGCAAUAUGUUUUAUAAUUUUGUGAAAUAAGGCUACAGUAUAGAAACGUACUGAAUUUGUGGAUUAUAUAGGGUGAAGUUUUGAGACCUGACAUAAUUUUAUAGUAAUACCUUUAUGUGGAAUGCUAACUCAUGAUAAAUAAAAUGUUUAAACACAUAGUCCAUUUCUCGAUUGAUAAGAACACAGGUUAACCAAAGCGAAAGAGGAAAGAGUCUCUCAUUUUGGUCUUACAAAUUAGUUACAUUCAUACAUUAUGUGUUGUUUACAUCAAGCGAAAAAUAUUUAAAAAGCAAAUAGAUUGAAGAAUGAAGGCUUUCACGCCUAGUUCUAAUCUUAUUUAGGUUUUUCAGGCUGUUGAGCCGGGGUCGGGUUGGAUUUUCUCCAGAGCUUUCAGCUACAUCUGCGGAGCCAUCUUCAGUGAGACUGAAGAGCUCGGCUUGGCGGGUGGACUGAAACUGAUCGGUAAACUCGAUGGGUGUGCGGCUGUCUGGUGGGGUUACUGUAGGUCCCCUGCGCGACGUGGUAUUGGUGCUGUGUUCUUUAGUAUUGGGAACCACGUCUUGUCUAAAGCAAGGUCAUCUUCUUUUCUAUUGAAAUUAUCCAUGUGUUUCUAGUGUUCAAUUGCUUCACUGUACAUUCGAGCUGAGCAGUGGGUGGAUGUUGACUUCAGUUUGGUUGAACAGAACAUUGUGGCCGUCUUGGAGUGCGUGUUCGGCCACCACUGAUUUAUCAAUUUGUUCCAGGCGACAGAUUUUCUCGUGCUCGUCAAUCCGUGUUUGAAAGCUACGUUUAGUUGUGCUUACGUAACAUAUACUUUACCACACGAACACGGUAUUCUGUAUACGCCGGUACCGCUCAGGCUGUCCCUCGGGUCCUUUACUGAUGUUAAGAGUUGCUGGAUUCUAUUUGUUGGCUUGUAGAUGGUCUUGACGUUACUAUUCUAUCCAUAGUGCCUUUAAUGUAUGAUAGGAAGGAGACUUGCGAAGGUGGUUGCUUGUCUCCUGCCGGCGGCGGCGGUCUGCUUUUUUGUCGUGAAAUUUGUUCCCUGCGAUAGCCGUUUGCUUGUAAAACCAUGUUAACAUGAUACAGUUUCCCCUGCAGGUAUUGAGGUUCACAAAUUCGGUGUUCCCUGUCUAUCAGAUUUUUAAUGACACCUCGUUUUUGUCCAGGAUGAUGGUUGGAGUUCUUGUGUAGAUAUCUGUCAGUGUUUGUUGCUUUGCGGUAAACUCUGUGACCCAACUUUAAGUUCUCUCGUCUGACCACCAAUACGUCCAGAAAGGCCAGUUGAUUGUCCUCUUCUAUCUCCAUUGAGAUUUUGAUUUUGGGGUGAAUGCUGUUAAGGUGACUUAAGGCGUUGGCUACAGUAUGUGGAUGAUACCUUUGUGGUGUGGAGCCACGAAAGAACAGAACUAGCAGUGUUCCGAAAUCACCUUAACAGCAUUCACCCCAAAAUCAAAUUCACAAUGGAGAUGAUGAGGACAAUCAACUGGCCAUUCUAGACGUAUUGGUGGUCAGAUGAAAGAAGUU
Molecule: messenger RNA, 3230 nt
Organism: Acanthoscelides obtectus
Lineage: Eukaryota; Metazoa; Arthropoda; Insecta; Coleoptera; Chrysomelidae
Source: the annotation of a GenBank genome assembly